CAAUUUCUACAGCUAUAGCGAUAGCACUUGCUUUGAACCGAAAAUAGCAGCUAAUGGCUUGACCGCAAAAGGAGUUAUUGAUCCUAAGGGCAGGGUCAAGGUCACCCUUACUGUUGGAUCAAGGUUGAUCGAUGUUCGCUGCGAGCCGUAUCGACGGGCGCGUAGGGCAGGAAAGAAGAAGAAGCCUGGGGAGAUCUAACAUGGCACAUGCAAUCCUCUCGUGUUGCCGUACCGUUUUGGCAGCUGCAAUGCCUCAACCGGCAGCGUCACGUGCCAAAGCGACUGCGGUGUUCCCGGUCGUCGGGAUCGCCUGCAAGAACCUCGCAGCAGAUCGAAUCUGCGCGCGAUCUUUAACAUUGACAACAGACGCUCUCGCUCGACUCUGUCUCGACGACAAAGACGACAGUUCAAAGCGGCUCUCACCUCCAUGUGAUGCCGGGAGCUCGCCAGGCCGCUUCCCCAUCCGUGUGUGCCGGCAGCCGGCGAUCGUACGAGCGGGCGCGGCAGCCAAUCGCGCGUGCUGACAAGGACGACGACCUCUUCGGCUCUGUCACACGCGCAACAGCAGCGGUAUUGCUGACGAGCGCGCCGCGGCGCGUCACGAGAGGAGAGAUGGGCGCGGGCGCUGCUGCCCGAUGGAGCGCGGCAGGCUGGCUGGCGGCCGCGUGGGAUCGGUCGAUCCGUUGGCUGGAGCAGCGUG
Molecule: messenger RNA, 700 nt
Organism: Aplosporella prunicola CBS 121167
Lineage: Eukaryota; Fungi; Ascomycota; Dothideomycetes; Botryosphaeriales; Aplosporellaceae
Exons: 1
Coding region: 132-524 (130 amino acids)
Source: RefSeq, a predicted model, not a curated record